AGACUUCUGCUAUUUACAAUUAAGUCUGUCUGUUACAGAAUCCUCUUCUCCAGAUCGAAGCGUCUUCAGCCUUCGACGACUCCACAUCGAAGGCUUCUCCCGGCCAGCGGGCGCGAAUUGACGGCUACAGGUGGAAGUUCUCUAGCGCUUUUUCUUCUCCCGGCGCGAAUCGACUGCUCCAGGCCGCCAUCUCCAUCGCUUCUUCUUCUCACGGCGUGAAUUGAUGGCUCCAGGCCGCCAUCUUCAUCACUUCUUUUUCUGUCAAUUGCAACUGCUACGCCCGGAAACACUACAAAUACGGUCUUCGGAGCUUUGAGAAGCGAAGCUCCGGAUAUUAAAAAAUGGGUUACCUCCAGGAAGCUCGGAGAAUCACGUAAAGAAGAAGGUGGAAGAAGGUAAUAUGCAAACCAGCCGCUCAACUAUAAACUCUAGUAAAACCUCUUUCUCAAUCGAUUCGGGGUUUUACAUAGGAAUUGAUUUCCCAUUUUUGGGCUCUGAGCAUUUUUCUUGCUUCUCUUUAACCUUCAAAAUGGGAUUGGCUAUCAUGCUGGAGAGAAAGGAAUUGAUCCAAUGGUUGGUUGUUCCUGUGAUAACUGCUCUUUGGUGAACGGGUGAAAGUGAUUUAGUGGAUUCAUUCUUCUGUUGGGUUUGUGAGACUGUAGGGUUGCCUCUUUAGCAGUAGAUGGUGUUAGAUAUUUUGCACCCUUGAAUGUGGUUAAAAGGCUAACGUCUGUUCUUAUGCUCUUUACUUGAAACUGUCAUUCUCUAUGGUUUAUGACUUUAAUGGUUGACACAAAUGAUGGGGAGUAGGAAUUUGAACCUGAAAUGGCUACCUCAAUGUCCUUCAUUUUCUUUGUUUCAGUAGUAGUAGUGUAUGUAUCUGUGAUGAGGACGAUGUCCAGAUCAGCCAAUUUUGCAGACGAGACACUCGAAAUCAGAACUAGAACUUGGACAGUUGAUAAAAUCAGAACUGGAACCUGGACAGUUGACAAAAGCAGAACUGGAACUUGUGGCAGUGGCUAUUUGAUGUUUGCUAUUGUAAUUUUAUCAAAGUCGCUGCUGUAAUUCGUUUGAGCAAGAUUGUAGCUUAGCAAACUUGGCUAGUUGAUUGCAAGCCAUGUUCUGUCAUAGUGUUGUGUGAUUGUGUCUUACUAGUUCUGUUUCCCUUGUCAUACUAUUUUAGUAUUUUUUUCUUUGGUUUCUCUAUUUCAGGUCAUGCUUCUGGUAGUGCCCUGUGCAGGCUGCAAUCAAGGAGUUGCAUGCUCUACAUUGUCACAAACAGUACUAACAUUUGUUUUUGUGAGGGAAAAGUGUAGUGUGAAAAUAUGCAGAUGAUGGUCACAUUUUGAUACACAAGGCAAGGGAGCUUGUAUAUAUGUUAUUAGGCAUGACUGGUUUCUUCUUCUCUGAAUCCUUCUGUAAAUAGGGUGAGUGGCUUUCAGUUGAAUCUUGGCAUCUUUCUUUGUACAGUGGUUCUAAACCCGAACUAUUAACUUUGUGUCAUUUGUAUCCUAAAGUAUUCGAUAUGACAAUUGUGUCCCAAACUAUUUUUUCGUUAUGGUUGAUUGGCGUUGACCGUUAGUUUUAAAUAGAAAGUCUAAUCAGCACUGAUGUGGCAUCUGACGUGGAAAUUAAAAGGAAAAAAUAACAAAAAAUGGAAAUUAAAAGAAAAAUUAAAAAAGGGGAAAUUUCGUUCACUUUCCCAAAUUGGACUUUCCUCUUCACCUUUUCCCCGUAACCCUUCUGGAUUCCGCCGAAAGAGAGAGAAAGAGAGAAUUAGACAGGGGAAAUCAGAGCGGAAGCUUGUGCUUCAAUGUCGAUUCACCGGAAGUAGCCGAUCGUCCACUUGCUACAGGCAAAUUCACUCAAGAGCAUACGCCUUCCCUCGAACCACGCCAGUCGAACAUCCAUCCAUCUGCCGCCGCUGCUGAGUUCGUAGGGUGAGCUCUGAGAUUGCUACCCACAGCAGCACUCGAGCGGCACGAAGUAGAAGCUGUGUGUGAGGCCGCUCUGACUCCGAUUCUGCUCCACCAGUCUUUCUUCCACCAGCCGAGCCAAUAACAACGAUUAACAAUCACCUCUCUAGAAAACUCUUCAGUCCUCAUCGCCUGACUUCUCUCCCCCAACCCCACGGUUUUGCUACCCCGCCGCCGAUUUGGAUCUCAAUUCCCCCUGCAUGUCGUCCUUUCCCCUGCUCCUCAAUUGCAGCUCUCGACUUGCCUAUGUUUUUCACUUUUUUGUUUUUUCGAUCUUUGCAGCUCCUUAAUUGCAUGUCGUCUUUUAUUCUCCUUGAGGAAGGUACACUUUCCGUGAAGGGUUCUGGCUGAUCAGAUCUGCCAUUUCGGUCGAUUAAUCAGUUGGGACCCUUCGUUUGCCUUGCAUACUUUCUCUCAAUAUAUCUUCCCUUUUCUAAAACUCUUUUGGCUUCAAUACUCCCCCGACCGACUCCAUCCAUUCAAGCUCGAUAAAUCUUGAAUGAAGAGAGGGUUGACUGUUUCUAGCUCGAUAAAUCUUAAAUCAAGAGAUUUUUUUUUCUAGAAUAGAUUCUGGGAGGAGAUGAUUAAGGUCGAUGGGAAGAGAAGCGGAGGAAAGGGACGGCAGAGGAUGGACCCCAAAUGAAAGGAUUUUGGGUUUCCUGGAGAAGAAGAUACAGAUGAAUGACGAAGGAAUCGACGCCUCCCAUCUCACCGAUUUUGGCGAAAGCCUGGCGACUUGUAUGGAAGGGAACGAGGAGGUGAGGGCGGCGGUGAGAGUGGCGGAGGGGAAGACGAGAAUGCCGCCGCCAUUCCCUUCUUCAUCGGCGGAAUUUGAUUAGAAGAAGAAGAGGAAAGCUUAUGAGGGUUUA
This is a messenger RNA of Linum trigynum, 2845 nucleotides long. The record is from the annotation of a GenBank genome assembly. NCBI's taxonomy places the organism in Eukaryota, Viridiplantae, Streptophyta, Magnoliopsida, Malpighiales, Linaceae.